Molecule: messenger RNA, 2284 nt
Organism: Phytophthora infestans T30-4
Lineage: Eukaryota; Oomycota; Peronosporomycetes; Peronosporales; Peronosporaceae
Product: translation initiation factor eIF-2B subunit epsilon, putative
Exons: 1
Coding region: 1-2229 (742 amino acids)
Biological process (GO): biosynthetic process
Cellular component (GO): eukaryotic translation initiation factor 2B complex
Molecular function (GO): translation initiation factor activity; translation initiation factor binding; guanyl-nucleotide exchange factor activity
Source: RefSeq, a predicted model, not a curated record
AUGCCCCGCCGCAAUCCGAGCGCUUCCGCCAGCGAUGAUACUCGUCGCGAGGCGCCGCUCCAGGCCGUGCUCUUCGCCGACUCGUACUCCGAGACGUUCCGCCCCAUCACACUGACGCUGCCAAAGGUUCUUCUUCCGCUUGCCAACGUCCCAAUGCUCGAAUACUCGCUCGAGUUCCUCGCUGCGUCGGGUGUCCAGGAAGUUUUGCUCUUCUGCACAGGCCACGCCGAGGCCAUCGAGCGCUUCAUCGACAACGAGUCGCAAGUGGCAAAGCGUCUGGACGUCACGUGCGUCAGUAGUCCUAGCUGCCUCACAGCCGGCGACGCCCUUCGCGAACUGGACCGCCGUCAGUUGGUUCAGAGCAACCCGUUCGUCCUAAUGAGUGGCGACGUGGUCGCCAACGUGGACCUACAGGCAGCGAUCGCCGAACACAAGAGCCGCAAGAAGGCGGACCCGAACUGCAUCAUGACGAGCAUCUUUAAGGAACUGCGACCCAAUUUCGCCACGAGCGUCCGUCCGCUGGAUGCCGAGCUGGUUGUGGGCGUGGACGCUGCCACGUCGCAGCUCGUUCUGUACGAGGACGAGCCCGAUCGUCGCAGUACACGUCUCGCGACUCUGUUUCUCGAGGACCACGCCCAGAUCGCGCUACGUAGUGACCUCCUGGACUGCUAUUUGGACAUUUGUUCCCCCGAAGUGCUGCUCAAAUUCGCCGAAGACUUCGACUACCAAGAUUUGAGACGAGAUUUCCUCCAUAACGAGGUGCAGAACUACGAGUUGGGCAAAAAGUUCUUCGUUAAGGUCAUUACAGACGAGUUUGCAGCCAGAGUGAUGGACCCCAGGACGUACGCCGGCGUCUCGCAGGCGAUUCUGCAACGCUGGGUGUUCCCAAUGGUCCCGGAUGCCAAUUAUCUCGGCGCGGGAGCUGUGACCCACUACGAAUACCUGCGUGGCAUGCGCUACAAAGACGCCAAUGUGACGCUGGCCAGGACGUGCGACGUCCAACGCGAGUGCAUCUUGGGAGCGGGGACGACGAUUGCAGAGCACACACGUGUGCGGAAGAGCGCCGUCGGUAAGAACUGUGCGAUCGGCGAGAAGGUGACGAUCGACGGGAGCUUCUUGUGGUCCAAUGUGGUCGUGGAAGACGGCGCCGUCGUGACGAACGCCAUCUUGUGUGACAACGUGGUGGUGAAGCGCGGAGCUGUCAUUGGUGAGGGCUGCGUGCUCUCGUUCGGUGUGGUUAUUGGCGAGGGCUUCACGUUGCCGCCGUUCACGAAGGUGACGAAGAGUUUGGUACAGGUAGAAGACGAUGGGUUCUUCUCAGAUGGAGACGAGGAGGCUUCGACACAGGAGCACCAAGCGACAGAUAACACGCCGAUCCAGUGGGACCCGAAGGAGGUUGGCGUUGGCGGCGUCGGACGCAUCUGGACACUGGACGAGGACGACAUUGAAGUGGAUUCGGACAGCGAAGACGAAGACGAGGAGCAACUCGAAGCCAAGAAACAGGCACGUCGCCUGGAGAAGCUUAAGAGCACUUUGAUUGGAGCAAAUGAUGUCGUGUCCAAGAAGAUGCACCGCUGGGAGGAAUGGGACACGCUCAGCUCGUCAGAGGAAGAAGACGAGGACGAAGAUGACCUUCUCGCUGAGGCUAACGCGACGGCGUUGGAGGUGCCGUUCCAGCAGAUUAUCCGCGAGAACGUGUACACUGGCGAUGCGGCAGGACACAACGUGGACGAUCUUUUCAUGGAGAUUAAGAGCUUCAAGUUCGCUCAGAACCGGUCAUUCGCCGAGGUGAUUGGAGCCAUUGUGCCUGGUCUCUUGGACUUAAUCCCGACGGGUAAUGGACAGUCGGCGAUGGCGAUUCUGGGCGAUGUGCGUGCCAAGUUCCAGAAGUGGAGCUCGGUGAUUAAACGGUGUCUAGUGGAACAGGAGGACCAAGUGGCUAUUGUGGACGCACUCGAAGGAUACUGUGCCGAGCCGGAGGAGCGUCGGGCGUUGUGGCUCCCGCUCUUCCGAUUUCUGUUGCAGACUGUGUACGAUCUGGAGUGGGUCGGGGAAGAUGUGAUCCUGGAAUGGCACGAGGCCCAACAGGCAAAUGUCGAUGAGGAAGAAACUUUGGAUGCUGUUGGUGCUGCAUCCAAGAAGGAUAUACAAGAGUUUAUUGACUGGCUACAGGAGUCUGACGAUGAUGACGAAGACGACGACUCUGAGGAGGACUCGGACGAAGAGUAAGGUCGGAUAGAUGUGUGCUUGUCCGAUAUUAAGAUCACGACGUCGUUUGAUUACC